GCAAUGCCUCCGACGUUUUGACCAAACCCAGCCCCCUCUCUCCCCCCACCCUUUCACUUCUCACCUACUAUAAAUGUUAUACACUCUCCAUUUUCCUUUCUUGGUUUCUAGCUCCAAGUUCUCAGCAACCCAGCAGCCCCAAACAACACCAAGAGAUGACUUCUGAGGAGAAUGAUGAAAAACCACAUAAACCAACUCCCAAGUUAAAUGAGAGGAUUCUUUCAUCUUUGUCAAGGAGAUCAGUUGCUGCUCAUCCUUGGCACGAUCUUGAAAUUGGUCCUACAGCUCCACAUAUUUUCAAUGUGGUUGUUGAGAUUACAAAGGGAAGCAAAGUCAAAUACGAACUUGACAAGAAGACAGGAUUAAUUAAGGUUGAUCGGAUUUUGUACUCGUCUGUGGUCUAUCCUCAUAACUAUGGCUUCAUCCCUCGCACCUUGUGUGAAGACAAUGAUCCACUUGAUGUUCUAGUCCUCAUGCAGGAACCUGUCCUUCCUGGUUGCUUUCUGCGAGCAAGAGCCAUUGGAGUGAUGCCUAUGAUUGACCAGGGAGAGAAAGAUGAUAAGAUCAUUGCAGUCUGUGCUGACGAUCCAGAGUAUACGCAUUAUACUGAACUCAAUGACCUACCCCCUCACCGCCUUUCUGAAAUCCGUCGCUUCUUUGAAGACUACAAGAAAAAUGAGAACAAAGAGGUUGCAGUUAACGCCUUUUUGCCUGCCACAUCCGCUCUUGAAGCUAUCCAGUACUCCAUGGAUCUUUAUGCUGAGUACAUACUGCACACCUUAAGGCGGUAAACAUUCCUAUACAGGCUACAUUCCACCAAUUACAAUAAGUCAUUUUGUCGAUGGCAGAGGAAGAUCUCAAGCAGAAUUUCCCUAAUUUUACAUUUUGUACCUUGGAUUAUUAUUGGUUCUUGUUUGGUUGAUCAAUUAAGCGAAAGGAAAUUAUAGAAACUGUUUGUUUACAUCAUAUUUUUUUUAGGAAGACAAUAUAUGCUUAAAUUGGGUAUUCCAUUCUCA
Rosa rugosa (rugosa rose) is the source of this 1016-nucleotide messenger RNA. Its product is annotated as soluble inorganic pyrophosphatase 1. NCBI's taxonomy places the organism in Eukaryota, Viridiplantae, Streptophyta, Magnoliopsida, Rosales, Rosaceae. Gene Ontology annotation, molecular function: magnesium ion binding; inorganic diphosphate phosphatase activity. Gene Ontology annotation, biological process: phosphate-containing compound metabolic process. Gene Ontology annotation, cellular component: cytoplasm. The transcript is spliced from 9 exons. The record is from RefSeq and is a predicted model, not a curated record. The coding region runs from base 156 to 791 and encodes 211 amino acids.